CAGAAAUUAAUGGCCAUGAGUUCGUAUAUGGUGAACUCUAAGUAUGUGGAUCCCAAAUUUCCUCCUUGCGAGGAAUAUUUGCAGAAUAGCUACUUAGGCGAGCAGGGGGCCGAGUACUACAGUGCCUCGCAGGGCGCUGAUUUCCAGCACCAGGGACUCUACCCACGGUCAAACUACAGCGAGCAGCCCUUUAGCUGUAGCAAUGCCCAGGGCUCUGCCGGGCAGCCGCGGGGUCACGGACAGGAGCAAUCCGGCCCGGCGAGCCACUUCCCCGGCCCAGCAGAGCAUUGUCCACCGCCUCCAAUGCCCAACCCGCGAGCCUGCAGCCAGCAGCCGGCCCUCAAACCCCCAAACGGCUCCGCAGUUAAGCAGCCGGCAGUAGUUUAUCCCUGGAUGAAGAAAGUCCAUGUUAACUCGGUGAAUCCCAAUUACAACGGAGGGGAACCUAAACGCUCCCGCACAGCUUACACCAGACAGCAAGUCCUAGAACUGGAAAAAGAAUUUCAUUUUAACAGGUACCUGACCAGGCGCCGCCGUAUCGAGAUAGCCCACACUUUGUGUCUCUCUGAGCGCCAGAUCAAGAUCUGGUUUCAGAACAGAAGAAUGAAGUGGAAAAAAGAUCACAAACUGCCCAACACGAAGGGCAGAUCUUCUUCCUCUGGUUCAAACCCCCAUUUACAAACUGGUUCCAAGGACCAUCAGACUGACUUGACAACUUUGUAG
Melozone crissalis (California towhee) is the source of this 723-nucleotide messenger RNA. RefSeq names its product homeobox D4 (gene HOXD4). Gene Ontology annotation, biological process: embryonic skeletal system morphogenesis; anterior/posterior pattern specification; regulation of transcription by RNA polymerase II. The record is from RefSeq and is a predicted model, not a curated record. Gene Ontology annotation, molecular function: DNA-binding transcription factor activity, RNA polymerase II-specific; RNA polymerase II cis-regulatory region sequence-specific DNA binding. The transcript is spliced from 2 exons. NCBI's taxonomy places the organism in Eukaryota, Metazoa, Chordata, Aves, Passeriformes, Passerellidae. Gene Ontology annotation, cellular component: nucleus. The coding region runs from base 10 to 723 and encodes 237 amino acids.